AUGUGGAGUUGGGUCUAUAUUAGUUGGGUUCAUAGUUUGUUUGUGGUUGGGUUUUAUUUGAUUUUGACCACCAAAGGGUAAGGUUGUCGUUUUGUUGUUUCUCUCAAUUUGUUUAGUUAAACCUAUAUCAAAUGCUUUUGAUUGCCAUUUUUGGAACCUCGAGGGGUGGAGUAUAUCAAGCGCUAAAAGAAAAAUAGUAAGUGGUGUCCAUAUGAUCAGCAUUUCGGGUUGAAUGUGUGACCAAUAAUUGAGGUGCCCAAAGGUUUGAAAUACUGAACAUGUUCAAUUGAUAAAAAAGAAAAAUGAGAAAGGUCACCAGCUCUUAUUUGAUAAAAGAGGAUAUCAACACCUACCUGAUAGCUAGCCAAUGGAAGAUUAUUGGUUUUGUUUUCUGCUGAUUUCACAGAGACAUCCUCUGUCUGAGUUUUUGAAUUAACUGAAUCUCUUAGCAGCUUGUUUCCCCCUCCUCCUCCUGCCCCACACUUUCUCUUUGUGGCAGUACACUCCCCCAUUCACUCGCAAUGCUUCCUUGCAAAGAGCAGCAUUUUUUAAUCUUUUUUUACAUUGAACUGAAAUUUGGGGCUCUUUUCCGGGUAAGUGUUACAAUGCUUUAUGUCCAAGAGAUUAUAGAGUCAAUUGUGACUCUUAUUCAAGUCCAAAAGUCAGAAAUUGCGACUGACACAAUGGAUGGUAACUAUUCACUUGUAUGCUACAACACACAUGAUGCAUUUUAACAUGCUCAACUGUUGCAUAGUUAUGAUGGCUAGGAAAGGACCCUGUACGGCUAAACACUGAUAACAUUGGUGCUGUACUCAGGUGAAUCAGAUAGGGACAGUUACAGAGGCCAUUGAAGUAGUGAAGAUGGCAAAAGAUGCCCACUGGGGAGUGGUGAUAGGUCAAAGAAGUGGAGAAACCGAAGAUUCUUUCAUAGCCGACUUAUCUGUUGGCCUUGCCGCAGGUCAGAUCAAAGCUGGUGCACCUUGCCGAGGAGAGCGACUAGCUAAGUACAACCAGCUGCUUAGAAUUGAAGAAGAGAUCGGUGACCAAGCAGUGUAUGCUGGUGAGGAUUGGAGACAGUCUUGAUCUCAUGUUUUUGUUCCCAUUUUUUCUUCUUGAGAACUUCAGUUAUCUGAAGCUUACCAAUGUAGUAGCUGUUGUCUCAAUGUUUCUUUUCACAUAGACUUUGAUAUGCAAGUAAGUUGCAGUUUUGUUGAUAGUUGCGGGGCUUUUGUUGAGUGAGAUUGCAUUUUGUUUUUCUUGUAAGCCAAAUUUCUGAAAAUUUGAGUGUAUUAUUUGAUGAUACGAGAUUUGGGAAUGCAACCUUUUUUUCUAUUUUACUAUAGAA
Messenger RNA from Ilex paraguariensis (yerba mate), 1345 nucleotides. NCBI's taxonomy places the organism in Eukaryota, Viridiplantae, Streptophyta, Magnoliopsida, Aquifoliales, Aquifoliaceae. The record is from the annotation of a GenBank genome assembly.